Messenger RNA from Rotaria sp. Silwood1, 912 nucleotides. The record is from the annotation of a GenBank genome assembly. NCBI's taxonomy places the organism in Eukaryota, Metazoa, Rotifera, Eurotatoria, Philodinida, Philodinidae.
AUGAAUGUUAUUAUCCCAAUUGUUUACAGAUAUGAAAAAGAGUUGGCUGCGACUCAAUUGAGUAGCGUACGCAAAAGUGUGGCGUACGGUCUUUAUCUUGGUUGGGGCUAUUUCACAACAUAUAUAAUCUAUGCAAUUGGUUUUAUUUGUGGUCUAUUACUUAUACAUCAUGUAGGACGUCACAAAAUCUCUGUAAGUGAUGUCAUUGUGGCAUUUUCGGAAGCACGAGCUGCAGCAAUUGAAACGUUUCGCAUCAUUGAUGAGAAAUCCGAAGCAAAUAUCAAUGAAGAUGAGAUAUGGGACGCUAAGGAAUCAAAGCAAGAAGAUAUUGAUAUUAACGGCGAUAUUAAAUUUAAUGAGGUGAAUUUCACCUAUCCAGUUCGCCAAGAUGUACAAAUUUUAAAGAACCUAUCACUAGUAGCUCGUGCUGGUGAAACGACUGCUUUAGUAGGCUCAAGUGGUUCUGGAAAGAGUACAUGUAUAUCACUCUUACUUCGAUUUUAUGAAGCUUCGUCGGGUAGCAUCACGAUCAACGACCGAUCCAUCCGCGAUCACAAUCUCAAGAAACUUCGGCAACACAUCGGAAUCGUUAGUCAAGAGCCUAUUUUGUUUGCAACAAGUAUCUACGAGAAUAUUCGUUAUGGAAAUGAAAAUGCAACGAGAGCUGAAGUUGAAGAAUCAGCAAAGCAAGCUAAUGCGCACAAUUUUAUUAUGCAACUACCUAAUAAAUAUGAGACAUUAGUUGGAGAACGUGGUAUUCAGUUAAGUGGUGGUGAAAAACAGCGAAUAGCAUUGGCUCGUGCUCUUAUUAAGCACCCUUCUAUCUUGUUGUUAGAUGAAGCAACGAGUGCACUUGAUAAUGCCAGUGAAAAAAUUGUUCAAGAAGCACUCGAUCGGGCAAGUCAAGGUUGA